Molecule: messenger RNA, 3260 nt
Organism: Drosophila sechellia
Lineage: Eukaryota; Metazoa; Arthropoda; Insecta; Diptera; Drosophilidae
Gene: ItgaPS5
Product: Integrin alphaPS5 subunit
Exons: 7
Coding region: 5-3070 (1021 amino acids)
Biological process (GO): cell adhesion mediated by integrin; integrin-mediated signaling pathway; cell-matrix adhesion
Cellular component (GO): integrin complex; external side of plasma membrane
Molecular function (GO): integrin binding
Source: RefSeq, a predicted model, not a curated record
GAAAAUGCAUCGGCUUUUGUUCUUAAUUUUUUUGGCUCUCAAAUACCAGAGCGAAGCAAUGAACUUUUCACCAUUCCCGAAUAGAGUGAUAGAUGCUCCAAAGCACAUAAAAACCCGAAUGAUCCAACUGCGAAGCUCCUAUUUUGGAUACUCGCUCGUCAUCCGUCCAACCAGCAUCUUCGUGGGAGCGCCUCGGGCUCAGUCUCCCUUGAAAUCGCAAGGCAGCAUCAAUGAGACUGGAGCUGUGUUUAGAUGUUCCCUGGCCAGUGGAUCCUGUUCGCAUUACGUCCUAAACGACAAGGGAAAGGGGGACGCGCUCCACGUCAAGGAAUUCCAGUGGCUGGGCGGCUCAAUGGAUGGCGGCACCAAGGAUACGGACAAGCUGCUCGUGUGCGCACCCCGGUUUUUCGUGCCAUUUAGCACGAAAUUGGACAAAAUGCUUGGAGCUUGCUACUGGGUUCGGGACACAGUUGCAGACGCUCCUCCGCUGAGCGAUGUGAGCUCCAUCAUUCCACCCCUUUUCACUAAAUCACGCAUGCACGCGCUGGGACUCAGUGCCCAUGUUACGGACGACAACUCGGCGUUUCUGAUAGGCGCCCCGGUAGGCGAAUUGUGGAUGGGAUCGGUGUCAGUUCACCAGCACCGCGGAGGAGAUGAGGAUGUACCCAAGAUGCUCUAUCCGACAAAGCAUUGGUCAAACAAGACCUACACAUACGUCGGCUUCGCCGUGAGCUCCGGGUACUUUAGCACAGACAACGGGACCAGUCUGUUCUACGUGACCACCGCGCCGCGUGUCAACCUGAAUUCCGGCGAGGCAUACAUCUUCGACGUGGAGGGAAAGUCCAUCCGUAAGCUGCAUGUGUUCCUCGGCGAGCAGUUGGGCGAGUACUUCGGUUACUCCGUGGUGACGGAAGAUCUCAAUGGCGAUGGACUAACGGAUGUGGUCGUAUCCGCGCCCCUCAAUGCUCUAGGGAACUACCACGACGUGGGUGCCAUAUACGUGUUCAUCAACAAGGGAUUGUGGAACUUCGAAAAAAAGAUAAUUCGCUUGCCAUUGGGCAGUGGUGCCCGUUUCGGAACCUCGCUUUCAAGACUGGGCGAUAUCAACCAAGACGGAUACAACGACUUGGCCGUUGGAGCGCCCUUCGCGGGAAACGGGGCGGUGUUUAUUUUCCUGGGUAGCGAGCACGGAUUGGGGGAUGAGCCGAGCCAGCGACUGGAUGCUCCCUCGCGGGAGCCGGGUCCAUACGGAGACUACAUGUUUGGACACGCCCUCUCCCGCGGAUCGGACAUAGAUGGCAACGGAUUCAAUGACCUGGCGAUUGGAGCGCCCGGUGCCGAGGCAGUGUAUCUGUAUCGCACGUAUCCAGUGGUCAAAAUCCAUGCCACUGUGCGCUCGAAAAGGCGCGAGAUCAGGCCGGAUCCGGAUCUGACCAUGUCGGUGCUCGCCUGCUACCGACUGGAAACUCCUUCCAAGGCGAGGCACAUGCUGCAGCGGGAGCUGACUUUCCGGAUAACCAUAGAUAAGCGCCUGAAGCGGGCGGUGUUUGCGCCCAUGCGCACCAAUGAGGAGUUCUUCCAGGCGCAGGCCGGAUUGAACGAGAGUUGCAAGCACUUUGAGGUGUUGGUGACCGACCCCGCUGGCAUAUUCACCCCCAUUCACCUCCAGCUGCACUACGAACUGUCCAAGAAGAUUCCCCGUUCUCACGAAGCAUUCUGCGAAUCCUGCGCCUUUGUCGAUCCCCUGGAGCCCAAGUAUGCCACGGAGACGAUCAGCUUCAUAACGGGAUGUGCCGGCAAUGUGUGUGAAUCUGACUUGCAGCUGAGCAGCAAGGAUGUGAAUUCUAGUUUCACCUUGGGCACCAUGGCAGUCUUCAGUAUGAGGUACGAGAUCACCAACAACGGAGAGCUCGCCUACGUGGCCCAGUUCAAGGUGACCAGCUCCGCCCGUCUGCCCUUCGCCAGGGUUCCUGGGAACUGCAGGGUGCGACAGGAGCACAUGCUGUGCGACCUGAACGGCGGACUAGCGCUGGCCAGAGGAGACAGCGAAUCCCUAACCAUCACCUUCGAUGUCAGCCAGCUCAGUGGUCACUCACUAACCAUCGAGGCAGCAGUAUCCUCUGCGGGAAUGGACCAGAAUCUGAAGGAUAACACGAUUAACACUACGAUUAGCCUAAGGGAAGAAGCCGAAAUCGACGCCAGUGGUGGUCCCACAGAUGGACAAAUCGCUCUCAAGGAGUAUCCCUACUCCGCGGAAGUUAGCAACAGCUACGAGCUCAAAAGUCAUGGGCCUAGCGUCAUAGAUGAGCUCACUGUGUACGUUUAUGUACCCAUAGCUUAUAGAGGAGCGGGAUCCGCCGGGAUCAAGACCAUCUUUAAUAUAAGCAGUCUGCAGAUGCAAGCCACCCACGGUUCCCACCUGGUGCCCAUCAAGCUCUAUGACCAGAAUAACACCUUGGCUAAGGAGUACCCCUUGGCGGACUCCAGUCAUAGUGCAAACCGAAAGCGCAGGGAACUCCAGCAGGAUCCGUAUCGCAUCAUGCCGGAUGUGAAGAUCAGCGAUAUCCAGACCAAAGAUGAUCUUCCCGCGAAUCGCACUCUUGUGCUCGACUGCCUGCGCGGCAACUUGACCAUCUGCGUCCGAUCGCAAAUGCGGGUGCAACUGAAGCCGGAGCAGCCCAUUAACCUUAGGAUAAGCUUCAAGGUGGACUUGAGUGAUUUCAAGGAUAGCUUCGAUUACUUCGUCAUCUUCACCAACGUGGUACUGUUCAAGAAAGGCGACUCCACAUCAAUUGCCAUCAAGCGGAACAUCCAGCCCAAUGUGAUCUUCAAGUAUUCAGAGAUUCUACUGCCCACAUGGUACAUCUUUCCGGCCCUGAUCAUUGGACACCUGCUGCUCGCUCUGAUGACCUAUGUCCUCUACAAGUUUCGGUUCUUCAAACGCGGCAAGAGGGAGCAGCUCAAGCGAUUGCUGGAGGAGCAAAGAUCCAAAACGGAGGAACCUGCAACGGAUUGUGAAGGCGGCCAAGAGGAAAUCCACCUGGAAAGACAUUCUGACUUAGAUAAUUAAUACAAAUGUAAAUGAUGCAGGUCUUUGUAAUUAAUCUUAAUGGUUCAAGAGAACUCCCUCCCUUUGAUAAAAAAUUAUACACUUCAGCAUAAGAAACAAAUUAAUAUUUAUCAAGCAUAUAAUACGCAAUAAGCUAAAAUAUUUGAUAAUUUUUGAGAAUAAACCGCGAUAAUAAAAUGAAUAAGGUUAA